UUCUCUUAUUGUUUUGGGAGAUUUACUCGCGCGCGGAUUAAUUGCCCAGAAAAUAAUAAAAAGCAAACAGAAACACUGGCGGUCCGUCAACUAAUCACACCACUACUAAAUUUACGUAACGCAUUUCGACGGGCUUUUGUAGUCGGAAUGUCAUCAAAACCACAAUACAGUCUAAGCGAGGUGGACGGUGACCUUUUCUCCGCCCCCAAGGACUAUUCACUGGCCCAUUGUGUGGGCGCCGAUCUUGCAAUGGGUGCUGGAAUCGCAGUGCAGUUCAAGAAGGUCUACGGCAAGGUGGACGAACUGAAAGCCCAACAAGCAGGCAGUGGCGAUGUAGCGGUGCUUAAGGAUGACCAGCGCUACAUAUACUAUUUGGUAACCAAGUCUCAAAGCUGGGGAAAACCCACCUACGAAUCUCUGCAGGCAUCCCUGGAGCAAAUGCGGGAGCACAUGCGCCAUAACAACGUGGAUAAGCUGGCUAUACCACGAAUAGGCUGCGGCAUCGAUGGCUUGGAGUGGGACAAAGUCAGUGGAGUUCUAGAGUACGUUUUUGGCCAGGAACCGCUGGAGAUUGUGGUCUACAACUUUGUUCCACCGCAGAACAAAUAAUGGAAUAUUUAUGCAUAUUUUGUGCCAUUUACUUCUGAGCUUUAAAAUUAUAAACAACCAGUUCCACUGCAUCGGAUUGGAAAACCGUG
This is a messenger RNA of Drosophila rhopaloa, 698 nucleotides long. RefSeq names its product ADP-ribose glycohydrolase OARD1 (gene Targ1). Lineage: Eukaryota; Metazoa; Arthropoda; Insecta; Diptera; Drosophilidae. The coding region runs from base 148 to 609 and encodes 153 amino acids. Gene Ontology annotation, biological process: peptidyl-glutamate ADP-deribosylation. The record is from RefSeq and is a predicted model, not a curated record. The transcript is spliced from 3 exons.